AUGGAUAGAGAACAAGAAGAGAUGCAAUUCUUAGGCCUCUUUGAUAUCUACAUAGAAGCCUACAAACUCAUCUACAGAUGGAGGAAAAUAUUCAGCCAAAUCACCCUAUCUUUGAUCCUUCCUAUGUGCUUCAUCAUCUUAGCUCACAUGGAAAUUUACCAUCUUUUCUUCUCUGACCUUAAACACUCUGAGUUUCAGCUCCUACACACACACACCGGCACGGCGAAAUACAACAAGAUCUCUGAUCACAUAAACUCAGAGCUAUCCUCUCUAUGGCUUUUCAUAAUUGUCUACAUCACUUUCCUCAUCAUCUUCUCCCUUCUUUCAACCUCUGCUGUGGUUUACACAAUCGCAUGCAUAUACACUUCACGUGAAGUCAAUUUCAUGAAAGUUAUGAGUGUUGUGCCUAAAGUUUGGAAGAGGGUUAUGGUCACUUUCUUGUGUGCUUUUGUUUGUUUCUUCAUCUACAACCUUGUUGCCUUCUUUUCCCUAGUUAUAGUGUCAAUAUGGGCUUUCAGCAUGCAGGGAGAAAAUGAUGGUCUUGUUAAGUUUGUUCUCGUGAUCAUGGUGAUUGUUUAUGUCCUUGGAUCCGUGUACCUUUCAGUUAUAUGGCAUUUAGCUAGUGUGGUAACUGUGUUGGAGGAUUCAUAUGGGGUGAAAGCCAUGCUUAAAAGCAAGGAAUUGUUAAAGGGGAAGAUGACAAUAGCCUUAGUUUUCUUUUUCAAGUUCAAUCUUUCACUUGGUAUCCUAAACUUUAUUUUCAAGAAGUUUGUGGUACAUGGACAUGGGAAGCAUAUGCAUCUAGGGAUGUUGUAUAGGACAGGAUUUGGGUUGCUUUGUCUUCUUAUGAUGUUCAAGUUGGUGUUAUUUGGUUUGGUGAUACAAACAAUUAUUUACUUUGUUUGCAAGUCCUAUCACCAUGAGAACAUUGACAAAUCUGCACUUUCUGAUCAUCUUGAAGUUUAUUUGGGUGAGUAUGAACCUUUGAAGUCCAAAGAUGUUCAAAUGGAGGGUUAUGAAGUUUAA
This is a messenger RNA of Nicotiana attenuata, 1026 nucleotides long. RefSeq lists its product as uncharacterized. The record is from RefSeq and is a predicted model, not a curated record. NCBI's taxonomy places the organism in Eukaryota, Viridiplantae, Streptophyta, Magnoliopsida, Solanales, Solanaceae. Bases 1 to 1026 code for a protein of 341 amino acids. The transcript has a single exon.